CAACGUUUUCUACGUCCUCGGCAUAUGCCGACAUUAUCAAUAAGGAGUUUGGUUUUCUGUUAAUCAACGCAACAUAUGGCAAAUGAUCUGAUUAAGCCGGCUUUUCCUAUUUGUCCGAAUACAAGACGUCUCAUAACUACCGGUGGUAUACGUCUCCCCGUUCAUAAUUAUCGCAGGGAUAUUUAAUAGACAUACCCCGUGGUAAGCCAGUCAUCAUUGCCUUCCCACGAGUUCCACUCAAUACUGAGACCUAAAUACUCCUUUGCUCCUAAAAAGCUAUUCUUGAUCUAUUUCCACUUAUCAAAAUGCCUAUUGUUGCUGUUCUCGGCGCCACAGGAACCCAGGGGGGUUCCGUGAGCCAAGCACUACUGGAGAGCUCUAAAUGGCAGGUUCGCUGUAUCUCCCGAAAUCCUUCCAGUGAAGCAGCGAAAAAGCUCGCAGCGAAGGGUGUGCAGGUAGUCCAUGCCGACCCCGAUGAUGAAACAAGUCUUGUUAAAGCCUUCGAAGGAGCCACUGUCAUAUUUUGCGUGAGCAACUUUGGCGAAUUGGCCGUUGUUGAGCCCAGUCUGCAAGCGGCAGCUGACCACGAGCGUGACCAGCUUAUCAAAGCUGCAAAGGCGGCAGCACCGAGCAUCGAAAAGCAUGCGUGGCUCCUGUCGAGCAAAGAAACCGCUCUAUUGCCUGUUGCAGGAGACUCUCGCAUCAACACUGGCGUUGUCGUAAGGGCUGUGUUGGAGCAGCCAGAAAAGACGCAUGGCAAAUUCAUUCCCAUCAUCACAGAAUACGUACCGAUAUCACGAGCCCUGGAAGCAUGGGAGAAGACAACCAGCAGAAGUGCCAUAUACGGAGAGGUCUCCGAUGAAUCUUUUGCUAAGACUUUCGGAGCGUUCGGAACGGAAAUGGCAGACCAGCUCAGGUUCAGUGAGGAAUUCCCGGACUGGGGCAAACUGUUCCAGAGCGGACUAUCACGGUAG
Molecule: messenger RNA, 974 nt
Organism: Fusarium redolens
Lineage: Eukaryota; Fungi; Ascomycota; Sordariomycetes; Hypocreales; Nectriaceae
Exons: 5
Coding region: 306-974 (222 amino acids)
Source: RefSeq, a predicted model, not a curated record